Molecule: messenger RNA, 161 nt
Organism: Amoebophrya sp. A25
Lineage: Eukaryota; Dinophyceae; Syndiniales; Amoebophryaceae
Source: the annotation of a GenBank genome assembly
CGAGCACAACGCUGAAUCAGAAUCUGGAUGCCGUAGCCCAACGACUCCACCUCCGCCAUCCGUCGUGAAACCUAUCAACGAAGCUUCAUGCUCAUCAACAAAACCAGAGCUAGACAACGUCGAUGUUGUUGAGGAGGCCAACGACGAUCAGCGAUUACAAG